UUGUCUUUUACAGCUGUUAUCCAUGGUGGCAUUUAUAUGUGAAGAGAUCAUCGAUAAGUGUGAAACUUGUUCCGGAUUAUACAUCUUUGAGUUUGUCAGCUGCAGCGCCUCUUUAAUCAGCAUCCUCAUGCUUGUGGUUUACAUCUCACCACUAAAAAAUAAAAUCAACAUUCCAAGCUUCAAGAAAGUUGAUUUCUGGAUUACAUUGGUCACUGGUGGAGCGUUUCUCCUCGCCUCCAUUGUGUUUAUUGCCACGAUAGACAAGUCAUCACUUGCAGACACAUCUGUGGCUUUCGGGUUCCUCGCAUCCAUUGCAUUUUUAGUAGAAGUGUACUUCAUGUGGAGAAGUGACUACUUACAAAGGAAAGAGAAGCCCAAGCAAGCGCUGGCUGCAAAUGGUGGAGCCGAGGGGCAGCCUCUAACUGUUCCAGUCCAAGAAAACGUUUAA
Nanorana parkeri is the source of this 448-nucleotide messenger RNA. RefSeq names its product CKLF like MARVEL transmembrane domain containing 6 (gene CMTM6). The coding region runs from base 23 to 448 and encodes 141 amino acids. The record is from RefSeq and is a predicted model, not a curated record. Lineage: Eukaryota; Metazoa; Chordata; Amphibia; Anura; Dicroglossidae. The transcript is spliced from 3 exons. Gene Ontology annotation, cellular component: membrane.